Blumeria graminis f. sp. triticale is the source of this 330-nucleotide messenger RNA. The record is from the annotation of a GenBank genome assembly. NCBI's taxonomy places the organism in Eukaryota, Fungi, Ascomycota, Leotiomycetes, Helotiales, Erysiphaceae.
AUGAAAACCCGAACACUGGUUUCGCUUGCGCUUGUUUUAACGAAUCCCAUAUCUGUAUUCGCUGUUAGGGAUCAUACGUGUGGCGGUGUAACUAUUCGUCAAAAAACGAUCAUCGGCGAGAUUGACUUAAAAAUCGAGUCAAUGUCAAUAGACUUUAAAAGACGCUACGCAUUAGAUGAACAACUCGGUGAAGUGAAUUUUGACUAUCCCUCCUCAGGAAAAGGAGGUACACCGCUCAAAGUCACAGUGUCAUUUAAUAGGAACGGAGAAGUCCUUUCGCUAACAGCUACUCGUGAUGGAGAGGCUGUCGAAUGUGUUGAAGAGGUGUGA